Molecule: messenger RNA, 1332 nt
Organism: Trichomonas vaginalis G3
Lineage: Eukaryota; Parabasalia; Trichomonadida; Trichomonadidae
Product: amino acid transmembrane transporter protein
Exons: 1
Coding region: 1-1332 (443 amino acids)
Biological process (GO): amino acid transmembrane transport
Molecular function (GO): amino acid transmembrane transporter activity
Source: RefSeq, a predicted model, not a curated record
AUGGAUUCAUCAUACACUCCAAUUCCAGGAGAUGAGAAGCCUUUCGAAGAAAAUGUAUCAAUCCGUCUUUCUAGUGCACCAGUAGAUCUCUCCAUUUCAGAGUUUUCAGAGGCCUCAGCCGCUGUAAAAUAUGAAUCACCAUUUUCAGCCGUCAUGAACUUACUCAACUCACUUGUAGGUGCUGAAAUCCUCAGUAUUUCUCACUCAAUGAGAUACUGCGGACUUUACGUCUCCGUUGGUCUUAUGACAUUGACAGCCAUUCUUUCUUAUGUUGCCACAAUUUUGACAGUUAAACUCCAGCACAAGACAAAAGCUGAGUCCCUCCACGAUUUGGCUGUUCACAUUCUCGGAUCUAAGGGUUCAUUUGCUCUUUCAAUUCUUACACUUCUCUUCACCUACUCAUGCUGCGUCGCCUACUUGAUUAUUGGUGGCAACAACAUUGCAUCAUGGUUCGUACUUCUCAAGCAUCCAGAAUGGAACUCUGGAUGGCGUAGAUAUUUUGUCAUCUUAAUUUAUGCUAUCAUUCUUCCAGUUGCCCUUACAAUUUCAAAGAAGAUGACAUUCCUUUCAAUGUUUUCUACCUUCUCCAUCUUCUGUUUGGGUUGCUACGCUGUUGUCGUUGUUAUGAAAACAUUAUCAUACCUUCCAUCGCAUGGCUUCAGCAAAGCAGCUAAAGCUUAUGACCUUAACCUUGGUUUCUUCAACGCUUUGGCCAUUUAUUCCCUUAUGUUCGCUUUACCCGCAAUUAUUCUUCCAAUUCUCAAGCCAACAAAGCCAGAUACAAGACACAGAUUCAGAAUCAUCGGUUCUGCUUUCGGUUCAUGCUAUUUGUUCGUUCUUAUCCCAGGCGUUCUCGGAUAUCUCAGAUUUGGCAAUGACAUCAGCGAUAUCAUCCUUGAAUCCUUCGACGUUAAAGAUCCAAUCAUUCAGGCUGUCCGUAUUGCUUUCUUCAUCGUUGUUACAGCAUCUUAUCCAGUUAUCGCCCUUUCCAUCACAGCUGACCUUUCUGCUCUCAUCUUCCACGUUAACAACCCCAACAACCUUUCUACAAAGCAGCGCGUAAUCGUUCUUAUUUGCGCAAAUGUUCCUCCAGUUAUUAUUGCCUGCGUUUGUCCAAAUAUUUCACCAGUUCUUGCAAUUGGUGGAUCUCUCGGUGGCUGCCUUACAAACUUCUUCUUCCCUGCCAUUCUUUGGCUCAAGGAUUCUUCACAGAAACUUACUCACUGGUCAAACAUCCUUUGCGCAUGUUUCGCUAUCUUUGGUUUAGGUUCUGCUUGCAUUGCAACAUAUAGAGCUGUCGUUGUUGCAAUUAACCCUCACGCUAGUGAAUAA